Molecule: messenger RNA, 1879 nt
Organism: Mizuhopecten yessoensis (Yesso scallop)
Lineage: Eukaryota; Metazoa; Mollusca; Bivalvia; Pectinida; Pectinidae
Exons: 4
Coding region: 122-541 (139 amino acids)
Source: RefSeq, a predicted model, not a curated record
UUAAUUUAUUUUGAAAUGUCACACGCAAAAUUACAAAGGUCGACAGUUGAAUGUCCCCGUGAAUGUACUGAGGUAUUUGAGACCAAACUCGGGGGAACUUGCAAGCUUUUCUGUACUCACCAUGCAUACUGCCUUAGUUUUUGGAAUGAUGCUAUGUGUUCUUUCCGAAGGAAACGUCAUCGAUCAGACACCAGUAAGCCAUCUUGCUGUGACUCGGAGGUUCAUCACUGUCAACGCUGGAGACAACACUUACUAUGGGGACAUGUCGCUUAAUUCGGGAGGAAUCAGACCUAUAUUACAAAGAUUAGAGAGUGAUCUCCUGUUUGACAUUUCCCUGUACGACCGAAUAACAAUCGAGGAGAAUGGAGAAUUUGAGGUUAACGACGAAGGAGCAUACAGUGCUGUGUCAGGUGACAAGGUGAUGCUGUGGGUAUUGGAUCGGUCAACUGCCCGGUUCCAUAACGCAUUGACCCUUAUGUUUGGUAAUGGCCAGGAGUUUUCACGAUUCAUGCGAGUGCUGCACCAGUACACCGACACGUAAACAACCACAUAUCCAAUCAAGUUUGCGCUGUUCUGCGUCACAUCUUUUGUCUCCUUCAUGUAUUUCUGUAUUUGUUGACACAUUUAAAUUGUUCCACAAACUGACGGAAUUUGUCGUUGAUACUGAAAUACCAAAAAAGAUGAGCCAGAUACAAACAAACAUGAUGUGAAUAAUAUUAUGCUGGAAUGUCACGAGAUUUUACAUUGUACGGCCAGUUUCAGCUGGCAAUUGGUGACAUUUAGAUUUAACAGGCCGUUUGAUGUUGUGGAUAUGAAGCAAAAUGCUAACACGAAUAUUUAUAAAUGUCAGAGGUUAUUUUAAGGAAUGAUUAUAUAUAUUCCGUUCUGCACGUCCAUGCCUGAAUGUCACUAAGGUAGUUUUAUCAAUGGUAUCUAACUGCAGCUUUGGACCUAUUUAAGUCAUGAAAGAACGUGGAACGAAUAAGUUCAGCAUUGUUCUGCUUUGUAAAUAAUUAUUACAUAGACACUAUAACGCUAUUAGAAGUGGAGUACGGGAUUUGGGGAUCAGUGCAUCCUUCGUCAGGAACACACGUUCGAUAGUACAAGGGUUUAUCGUUUAAACGUUCGUACAAUCCGACGUGGCUUUUCGACGAUGCAGUGCAUCAUUUCGACAGUAUUCAAUUACUUUAGAUCUAAUGAGUAAAAAUAAAGGCAACAUUUACAUGUAGGUAAAGGUCCAAAUAUCUAAAUGUAAGCUAUUUGAUAUUAUAUAACUUUCCCCUUUCCCUAUCUAUAAACUUUUCCUGAGACAUGCUAUAUAAAAACGCUUAUUAAUAUCCCCAUCCUUCUUUCUCCUUUGUGUACAAAGUUACUCCAUGCUUCAAGUGAGAGCUAUUGAUAAAAUUUAUAUUCAAACUGAAAACGAAAAUGUAUUCCAUGUACUCAUCAUGAUGUUUAAUAUGACACUCCAAACCUAUAUCUACAAUGUACCCGGUAAGCCUAGGCAUGUCAAACAAAAACAGGACUGAGCAAAUAAAAGCUUAGUUGUAUUGUAAAUGUGGAAAUAUUGUCGAUUUCGAGUAUUAUGAACACUAUAAAGCAUUUAUCUGCAUUACUUCGCCUGCAAAUGCCAUAUUAUAUAUAAGAUGUACUGUAACAAAGAUACAUGAAAAAAUAUUUCCUCAACGGACGAAAAAUAUAUAUAACAAUGUUAAAAAUAAAUAAAGGCCUAGGUUGGUUAAUGUACCUCAAAAAUGAGUAGUUAUGAUUAAGCGAACCACUAUUAAAGAAUUCCGUUUUAAAAUGAAAUAUGAUUUUUUUUUUUAAAGUUUGCCACAGUGUCAACAACAAGUCGGAACUUGAUAUCGACAGAAAAAGA